Molecule: messenger RNA, 1472 nt
Organism: [Torrubiella] hemipterigena
Lineage: Eukaryota; Fungi; Ascomycota; Sordariomycetes; Hypocreales; Clavicipitaceae
Source: the annotation of a GenBank genome assembly
CCAGGCUCCAAACGUUGGUUAUUACAAAGCUUUGCCUCUCAUGACGAAUUUUCUUGUUCCUAUAAUUGCAGCAUAACAUUAAUUGCUACUGUACAUUUCUUGUGGAAUUACCUUAAUAUACGAUAUACGACAUACCUUUGUAUACGUCAAGGGCACGGAAGCAAGUCUAAUGAAGCCAAUAAAAGUGUGGCUUACCCCCCCGGGCCCUAACCCAUGGAAAGUCAUUUUCCUUUUAGAGGAGCUUGGGGUAGCUUAUGAAAUCGAGUCAUUUCGUUUCGAUGACGUGAAGAAACGCCCUUUCAUAGAUAUUAACCCUAACGGUCGAGUGCCAGCCAUACAGGACCCGAAUACUGGUCUUACUCUGUGGGAAUCAGGCGCAAUUUAUCAGUAUUUGGUCAAGCAGUAUGACCAACGCAAGAACCUAUCAUACGGGACACUCGAAGAAAAACACAAAUGCAACCAAUGGUUACAUUUCCAAAUGAGCGGCCAAGGCCCUUACUACGGUCAAUGCGGUUGGUUUCAGCAUUUGCACGCCGAGAAGGUUUCGUCUGCUCUUGAGAGAUACUCGAAAGAGAUUCGUCGCAUUCUGGGCGUUCUAGAGGGCGUGUUAGCCGCAAAAUCAACCGCCGCGCAAUGGCUAGUUGGCGAUAAAAUGACGUUUGCAGACAUGGCAUUUGUGCCAUGGAAUGACCGACUCACCGAGGUGUUGAUGUUAUCGUGGGAAGAAAUCUGGGAUGGAGUGCCGCAUGUCCACGCUUGGCACGAAAGCAUGACCAAUCUUCCGUCUUGGAAACAAGUUACGAAAAUUCGCAGCCGUUUGAUGGAUGAGCAAAACUUGCAGUGGAACGGCUUCCCCAAGGGAGUUGAGACGUUUUCUGAGUAUGAGACAAUUAUAAGCAGAUCUAAAGAGAAGACUCAGUAGCUCUCUCAUGUCUGUCUCACCUUGCCGAAAGUCUUUGCAUAUUUAUACAAGUUAGACUAUAGUUAAGAUAGAAAAAAAAGGAGUAGCAAUAAGCACAAUGGGCCGUGGACUUUCAUUCUAUACCACCCUUACUAGGGUCAUCUUCACAGAGGUCUGCCAGGUAUGGGUGCUGUGUCAAGCAACCGGUCUUCCGCGUUCGGCGCAAAUACCUGCCCACCAAGAAGAGGUACAUGUUACGAACGUGACAUAACGGCCGGCCCAACGGGCCUGGCGCUUGGAAGAUGCCUUCUUAUGUCACCACAGGACCCCGCGGUUACGUGACUGCGUGGAUCGCCUGGGUCGUCAGCGAUCAUGGCGACCCGUAGGAAAAGGAUAGCUAGGAUCGCUAGCGAUCCUAGCAAUCGCGAAGAGAUGGUCUAGUAUAUAAACCGUAGAUAGUCAGGUAGGCCUAGGACAGAUCUUCAGUGAUCAAUCUAAGCAAUUACUUAUUAAUUGAGGAUAACUCCUUAACGACCGCUUAACCACCUCUUUGUUACUACUGCUCUUGGAC